Messenger RNA from Nannospalax galili (Upper Galilee mountains blind mole rat), 4063 nucleotides. RefSeq names its product tumor protein p53 inducible nuclear protein 2 (gene Tp53inp2). The record is from RefSeq and is a predicted model, not a curated record. Gene Ontology annotation, biological process: autophagosome assembly; positive regulation of DNA-templated transcription. Gene Ontology annotation, cellular component: autophagosome; nucleus. NCBI's taxonomy places the organism in Eukaryota, Metazoa, Chordata, Mammalia, Rodentia, Spalacidae. The transcript is spliced from 4 exons. The coding region runs from base 270 to 935 and encodes 221 amino acids.
GAACGUUCCAAUUUGUGCCCUGAGCCCCGCCGCGCGGCUGCACAGACUCAAAGUCCGGCGGGCGAGCGCUGCAGCUCCCAGCGUCCGAUCGCGAGCCCCGCCGCCUCCCUUCCCGACCCCGCGAUGCGGCCCGGGCUGUGAGCAGCUGGCUCCCCCGGGACGCCUGGCCGCACCACUACCUCAGCGCACCCCAGCUCUCUGCAGCGUCCCGCCCCCAGGUUUUUGCACUGCCAUAGGGCGCCCCCUUGAGGUUGCUUCACCUGCUGACCAUGUUCCAGCGUUUCACCAGCCUUUUCUUCAGCACUCCUUCACCUCCUGAAGACUCCAACUGCCCCAGGGCCUUUGUCUCAGAGGAGGAUGAAGUGGAUGGUUGGCUUAUUAUUGACCUGCCCGACAGCUACACAGCUCCCCCCAACCCUGGGCCCUCCCCUGCCCCGGCAGGCCGCCCUCCGCCCGCACCCUCCUUGAUGGACGAGAGCUGGUUUGUUACCCCUCCCGCCUGUUUUACUGCAGAGGGGCCUGGCCUUGGGCCUGCCCGCCUCCAGAGCAGCCCCCUGGAGGACCUCCUCAUCGAGCAUCCCAGCAUGUCUGUUUACGUCACUGGCAGCACCAUAGUGCUGGAGUCUGGGCCCCCUUCCCCUCACCCAGAAGCUGCCUUGCCUGAUCAGGACCUCAGCGAUGGAGAGUUGGCGCCCGCCCGCCGGGAGCCCAGGGCCCUGCACCACGGGGCUGCCCCUAUGCCUGUGAGGGCCGUGCUGCUGGAGAAGGCCGGCCAGGUGCGGAGGCUGCAGCGGGCCCGGCAGCGUGCUGAACGCCACACGUUGAGUGCUAAAGUUUUGCAACGGCAGAACCGCGCUCGGGAGAGCGGUGCACGCCGGCCCAAACACCAGGGCAGCUUCAUCUACCAGCCGUGCCAGCGCCAGUUCAACUACUGAGUGCCCCGUCCUGCGCCACGGAUCCCUCGCUGUCUCCUGAUCCCCUUUGGUCCCCUCUGCAGCAGCCAGUGUGCUGCUCAAGGGGGCGUCCAAGGCCCGCUUCGAUCUGAACACAACUUUCCUCCUUCCUAAGUGUGCGGGAUGGGGUGAAGGCUUGUGACUCCCUGACUUCCGGGUCUCUGAUCUUCUAAUUCACCUUUGAACCUCUAGCUCUGUCACUCUCCCAUCUCAGUAUCUGAUCCUCCCACCACCCCAAUCCCCACUCCUAAUCUUGUACUUUUCCUUCUCUGAGCCCUGUCCCCAUCUCUCCCCUUCAUCAUUGCCCUCCUGGUCAAUCCUAUUUCUGAGAGCCUCUCCCACCUGGCUCACUCUCCACCCUCAGCUCCUACUUUACAGGACUUUCCCUUUCCUGUUUGGCUUUACACCCAUUCCUGUUCCCUUCUUCAUUCCUGGCAAUUUCCUCCCAAAUAAAGGGAGGGGACUCUGAACCCAACCCCGAACAGGUACAACAACCUGUCAGGCCUGGGCCACUGUCCUCACCCUACAGUCAGGGGUCAGGUUUGCUUUUAGUCUCCCCCUUUUCUCUGCCCCGGGGGCUGGGCUCCUUGGAGCUGCUUAGGCUUGCUUGGAAAGUUAAAGUAUGUAGAGGAAAAUGGUGAGAUGUGAGUUAGAGAGAGAAGGUGGAGGGAAUCAAGAGAAAGAGAGGGAGCCUACUGGGAGAUGCAGACAGGGACAGACAGGUUGAGGAGCUGUAGGGAGCAGGGCGUCAUGAGAGCUGGCAUUGUGCUUGGUCAGAGAAGCUAAGCCCUGCUCUCAAGCUUGAGUCUGGAGUCUGCCCCCAUUUUCUUUUCCUAUAAUCCUACCUCCCCAGUUUUUCCUGUAAUCUGUCUUAAGGACCCCCCCACCCCAAAUCUGGAGUCUGAAGGGCUUUUACCCUGCCACCUUACCUUGACAUGCCACCCCAGGAGUAGAAGCUGGGCAAGGCCCCGCCAUCCUGGCCAUCUCUGUCCUCAUGUCCAAGGUGCUAGAAUUAGUUUAGGAGAGAUGCAGGCCAGAGGGCUUCCAGGCAGGGAAAAGGGUUCAUACCCCAGGCAAGAAUGCAGAGGGAUGAUGGGCAAGAGGACAAGCUGUGGGGCAAAGCCAUCUCCAGACUUGACAGCUUUGUCUCCAUCUUGCCUCUGGCCUUAUAUUUCAUAUUUUGUUCAGUAUAGCUGGCUAAUAAACACUCCUGGGUAGGAGGCCAGGAGCUUCACUGUUCCAAUUUCCAAAUUUUUCAUACUGAGAGUCAAGGCCUUCAAGGGGCUUCUUCAUGUUCUCUCACAGGGCUCUUCCAUUCUGGGUGCCCUAUGGCCCCCUUUCCCUUUUUAGUGAAGUAUCUGGAGGAAGGAACCUGAAUCCUUGGGUAGACAGGGAUAGGGGUGACCAGAUUCCCGUUUUUUCUUGUGAUGGGGCUCAGACACCAGCAACAGCCUCUUGGGAUGCCCUGAGUUGCUUCUGAUUCUUUUUAGCUGUCCUUUGUAAAUGUGUGCUCUUCCUUCCUUAAAAUUUUAAAGAUUUCCUGUUACAUACUAACAUAGGUCUUCCCUUUUUCUUCAUACCAAUUCCAGGUUUCCAGGCCUCACAGCCAAGCUGGGUUGGAGAAAACUCUGCAUUCCUAUGGGUAAAACCAGCUGCCCUUUCUGAUCCUCUCUUGCCAGGUCUCACGUGGCAUGUGGGGAGAGGAGAGGGUAUCCCCCAGGAUGCUGGGAUGGGUCUUCUCUCCCAAGGAAUAAGCCAAACUGAACCUAUAAGCAGACCGAAGACCCCACACCAACCCUCAAGGGCCCUCCCUCGUAGUUGAUAGCCUUGUUUCUCUCCCAAGUUCUUCAGUUACAACCUAAUACACUUUCUCUACUAGCUAUCCCUAAGGCCACUUCCCAGCCAGCUUAGGAUCUCCAGCACUUCCAAAAGCUGAAACUCCCUUUAGCCCUUCCGGUCUACUUCUCACUGCCAGAUGGGGCCCAGGCUUAGUCCUGGGCAAGUGCCCAUGAUCCUGCUGGCAGGGGAAGUUUAAUAGGGUAUUUGCCUCAAACUUCAAUAGGCCGCGCCCCUGAUCUGUAUUUCUAGAAGCUCCUGUAGUUCUAGAACUCUCCAAUCUCUCACCUGACUGGUUGCAAGGCACUUUUUUUUUUUUUGUACUUUCCUAUAGAUUCUGUAGCAUUUGAGUGUGGCAAUAUCUUAAUUGUGUAUAGAUUUCUAAGACCCAACACUACUCAGUCUCCUGCUAGUCCGACUCCUGAAGCAUCAGACCUUGUCAUACUGUAUUGACUGCGUAUGUGCCUUUCACCUUGAGCAUGCUUCAGGAUUUUUUUUUUUUAAACCACAGAACUUGAAUAUACAAGGGAACCAGAAUUCACAAAGUCCUAUGCAACCCUAGACAGGAGGGGAUUAGAGUCUGUCUUGACUGAUGAUUUCAGAGACCCUAGAGAAGUUUGUACCAAUUUGUGAGUAUUAAUGUCAAUACUACCAGCACUUUGCCAAAACUAAGGAUGUCAGAGGGACCUGUUUCUAGAGAAGAGUCCCAAUUCUAUCAAAGGGCAACUUCCAGCUUUCUCCAAUGUCUGAGUGGUUCUCUUGAGCUGGGUGUCACUUUCUAACCUUUGCCAGUCUAGCCCCAGCAGGGCACUGUGUGUGUGUGAGUAUAGUUUGGUGCUGUUUUGGAGUAUGCCUGCUCCCCAGUCUGGAACCCUCUGAUCAACUUGCUGUGACCUAUAAUGUCUUAGGUGCAACAAGGACCCCACCAGAGCUCAUGGAUGGCUCCCUAGAUCCAUGAAGCUUUUGAGGGGACUGACUGCAGAUGAACCACAGUCUGCUUCUAAUACCUUGCUUCUUACCUUGCCACCUAGUUCCAAAUGGAACCAACAAGUUGAGUGUAUCCCUGUUGGGUGUUUUGUGUUGACUGGCUGAAAUGAAAAAAUUUGACUGACCAUGUUGUGAUGUGUCGACAGACUCAAGGACACAACCACCUCGACCUGGUCAUGUGGCAUGCCUGUGUAUGUGUGUAACAGGAUUCUGAUUGUUAGAUUGUAAUGCUAUUCCUGUAUGGGAGAAAAAAUAAUAUAAACAAAUAAAAAUCUAUUUAAAGCACA